Neoarius graeffei (lesser salmon catfish) is the source of this 723-nucleotide messenger RNA. RefSeq names its product claudin 18 (gene cldn18). NCBI's taxonomy places the organism in Eukaryota, Metazoa, Chordata, Actinopteri, Siluriformes, Ariidae. Bases 1 to 723 code for a protein of 240 amino acids. The record is from RefSeq and is a predicted model, not a curated record. Gene Ontology annotation, cellular component: bicellular tight junction; plasma membrane. Gene Ontology annotation, molecular function: structural molecule activity. The transcript is spliced from 5 exons. Gene Ontology annotation, biological process: bicellular tight junction assembly; cell adhesion.
AUGGCAACCUCCGGGCUACAGGUUGGCGGAUUCGUGUUAGGACUCAUCGGCGUGGCUGCGGUCAUCGCCGCGACCGCGAUGAACAACUGGAGCACGCAGGACCGCCAGGGUGACGUCGUAACCGCCGUGUACACGUACAAAGGCCUGUGGCAGGACUGCGAGGUGUCCACGUCUGGGUUCACCGAGUGCCGGCCGCUCUAUGGCCUUCUGGGAUACUCAGGUCAGUUCCAGGCCGUGAGAGCGAUGAUGCUCAUCGGCAUCAUCUUGGGUGUGAUUGGAAGCGUGAUCUCGCUGUUCUCUCUGAAAUGUUUCAAAAUGGGAAACACUGAGGAUUUGACCAAAGCCAAAAUGACGCUGACGGCAGGCAUCAUGUUUGCUAUUGCAGGUGUCUGUGGCAUCAUUGGAGCUUCCAUUUAUGCCAAUCAGAUCGUCGCCAGCUUCAGGAUGACCUCCUACAACCCUAAUUAUGGUGGGAUGAACCAGAUGGAGAUGGGAGGAAUGGGAGGAAUGGGGAUGUCUCUGGCUAACAGGUUCACGUUCGGACCGGCCCUCUUCGUGGCCUGGAUCGGAGGAGGCCAGCUGAUCAUAGGAGGAGUUCUGAAGUGUGUGGCCUUCAGAUCCUUGCAUGCCGAGUCGACCCCCUACAAGGCAGUGGCGUAUAAAGUUCCAGCUCAGUCGAGAUCAGAAGACAAGGCCUCUGAGCGAGGACAGAAAUACGUAUAA